Messenger RNA from Panicum hallii, 757 nucleotides. RefSeq lists its product as uncharacterized. The transcript has a single exon. Gene Ontology annotation, biological process: shoot system development; root development. NCBI's taxonomy places the organism in Eukaryota, Viridiplantae, Streptophyta, Magnoliopsida, Poales, Poaceae. The record is from RefSeq and is a predicted model, not a curated record. The coding region runs from base 1 to 660 and encodes 219 amino acids.
AUGGCUUACCACCUCAGAUCAGCCAGUGUGCCUUCCAGUCCUCGCUCCAAUGAAAUCGACAUCGAAGAACAGUUCCAGAGCUUGAGAACAACUAUCUCUUCAUCUUCUUCAACCAUUGGAACCAUGUGUGAUGGUUUGAGGAAGCUUGGAGAAGUGUACAACCACAUUGGUGAGAUUGCAAGCCUCCCGAGCAGCCAACUUACACGGCAGAGGAAGGCAGUGGAGCAAGAGCUCGAGUGCUCCCUUUACGUGCUUGACCUUUGCAACGCCAUGCACGGGAGCUUUGGAGAACUCAAGGAAAGCAUCCUAGACAUGCAGCUGGCUCUCAAGAGAGGAGAUGAUGCAGCUGUUCAGACCAAGAUCCAGUCCUACAUCCGUGUGGCGAAGAAGACACAAAAACUAUUCAAGAAGAUCAGCAAGAAGUCCGCUGCAGCUGAGCAGGACAGUUGCAGGUUGAUGAAGAUGAUGUCUGAAGCUAGGGAGAUUGUUACCUCGAUGCUAGAAUCUGCGUCGCAACUCUUGUCAAAGCAAAUUGCCAUACCAAGUUCUAGCAAGUGGUCUCUCGUCUCCAAGACAUUCCAGAAGAUAAGAGUUGUGUGCGACGAGGAGCAAUUGCAGGAGUUGGAGUUGGACAUUGUCGGAACUUGGGAGCGGAGUUGAGAUUUUGUUCAGGAUACUGAUCCAGAGCAGGGUGUCUCUUCUGAAUGCUCUUAGCUUGUAGAUCAUACACCAACACAGAAGAUUCCUCAUGAUUAGC